Phycodurus eques (leafy seadragon) is the source of this 2084-nucleotide messenger RNA. RefSeq lists its product as uncharacterized. Lineage: Eukaryota; Metazoa; Chordata; Actinopteri; Syngnathiformes; Syngnathidae. Bases 227 to 985 code for a protein of 252 amino acids. The record is from RefSeq and is a predicted model, not a curated record. The transcript is spliced from 2 exons.
GCAGAGCAGCUUUGCACCACUUUUGCAACAACACCGUUACUUCCUAGAAAAAAAAAAAAAAAAAGGGAGCUUCACUUGAGUUCGGCAAGGAGAGGGAGGAAGGGGAAAGUCUCCAUUAGAACAUGAAAACCCAAAAAGGACCUUGGAGUGGCAGUGCACGAGGCAACUGAUGCUUGUUGAGUGGGGACCAUGAUUCGCACUGAUGAGCAAACAAGUUUGAAUCAAGAUGAUGACAGCCGCCAGCAGUCCUGUCAGCAGCCCCUUCUCGUCCCACUCGUCACCCACCUGCCUCCCAGCAUGUCACCUUAAAAAAGGCGACGCCACCCGCACCCGACUGCACUUGCGCUCGGCCCCGGGCGCCUGGCUGAUGGUGGGCGUGGUGGUGGUGCUGACGGGGAUGAGCGUGGCCGCGGCGGGUUACGCGUCCGCGGCGCCGAGGCCCACGGGCGGCCGCGGGUCCGGCCACGUGGACAGGAUGAAACUGGCCGGGCCCGUGGUCAUGGGUGUCGGCCUGUUCAUCUUCAUCUGCGCCGCCACCCUGCUCUACGAGAACCGGGAUCGGGAGGGCCACAGGUUGGAGACGUGCGAAGACCUGGAGGACUUGAACGGGGACCUCGGCUGGGAGGACCCGCAAGAGCAGGCCAGCUUCAGUAGUCAGGAACAGUGGGAGAUCAGAGGCGGGGAGCAGGGGUGCGUUACGCCUCCUCUCUCCAACCAGGACUGGACCCUCUACCCCCCUUCUCUUUCCGUGGCUUGCCAAAACCUUGAGGACCGAUCACCGCUGCGUCAUCUGGAUCACGCAGAGGACGGCGGGGCCGAGAGGGAGGGGAGGUCAACACUUCUGGCUCGAGUUCUGCACCACCAGGAGCCAAGUCCUCACUCGUCCUCCCCCGGCCCAUCCUUUCCUCACUCCUCCGCCUUCCCGGACGACUCCAGCGAGAUUAACUUUCAGACACGGAUCGGCCCUGCACUCCCUGAGCCCUGAACAUUUUCACGGGGUCAGAGGAAUUGGGCACACCGAACACUAUCCUCCACGGACAUGUUUGUCUGCUGGAAAGUCAGUCAGAUCCUACGUGGAACUUACCGAGUCGGAUCACGGAGCGUUCAUGUCCAAAGUAAACAAAAAAACAUGUCUGACAACCUCUAAGCGCGUCGUCUAAUAUAAAAAUGUAUAUUCCACUUAGUGGAUAUGCCAACAAGACACCUUAUCAUUUUGCCAUCCUUGUUCAGUUAUUUUUCCAUUCAAGCAGUGAGCCUUGACCGACUGUUUCACACCACUUUGUGAUAAAUACAGUAUAUAUCAUAUUAGAAUUUACCUUUUACAUUCAUGAUGGGCGAUGCCAUUUUUGUGUGACAACAGAUUUGUACUUCUCGGGGAAGUUGGGGUACUCGGUUUGGGGUAGACAUCGACUUCCACUGGACUGACUUCCAGAAAUUUCAAGGCCUUUUUCCCAGUCCUGGUCAGAGAUUUUAGACUUCCCAGUUUUCUGGAACGGAGCCCUCAUAAAUUCCAGAAUCAGAGCCGUAACAGAAGACCUGCCAUUUAUCCGCUUUGGAAUUUGACAAAGAACCCACUUGACAGCGGGAUAUUGCUGUAACUGUCUGGGCUUUCACACAGCAAUACAGAAUCCCGCAGAUACGGGGAUUCUGUAUAUGCGGGAUAUUGAUCAGUGCCAGUGCCUUAGAAAAUGCGUUGAACUUUCAACGCACCAAGGUGCAGAAGAGAGAGAUGUGGGUGUCAGGUGUUUGCUGGCAUUGCGCUGUCCUGCCUCUUCAUCCCCUUCAUUGUGUAUCAGUGUUGUUUAUGCAGAAAGAGGCAUAAAAAUGGUAGCUUUUUUUCAGGCAUUCUUUUUAGUUUAAGUGGCAACUGUUACGGUUCCGAAAUUACUUCCAAAGGCGGAAAACUGCGGGUUCAGUUCACCACCCCCAUUCAAUUGAACUGUCAUUUAUACAGAACAGCAAUGGAAAAUGGCGCUUUUUACAAGCAGUGUAAAACAAACUCAAGACUCGCUAUUGGCGAAAGGCUGUUUUUGCCUCACCCACCCAAGCUUUGCUGCUGUUUUGUAUUUUUUGACUGAGCCCCA